AUGGCCGCAAAUCUACGAAAAUACAAGUUCGAGGCCUCCUCCAGCACAAAGCCCAGCGCAGCCUCGGUGAAAAGUUUGAGUGACCCAGCUCCCUCCGCCCCUGCACCCGCUAGCCAAGCAACGAAAGCUCCAAAGGCUAGCUCUAGCAUCAUGGACCCAGAAACAAUCAAAGCGGACAUCCUAGCCUCACUACGCCAAGACUUCUCAGCGAUUAUCAAAGGUGAAAUGAGAGAAGCACUCCGUGACAACUUUGAAUCACUUAAAACGCAGAUUGAAGACGUAAAAACGGAGAUUAAGAACAACACCGCAGCUCUCCGGGCGGAGGUAGACCAGGUAAAAGCUAACGUGAGAUCAGUAGAAGACCACAUGUCCACCAUGUCUGACGAGAUGAUACAAGCUCAGGGUCAAGUGUCUGAUCUCCAAGCAGAAGUAAAGAGGCUUAAGGAGAAAUGUGAAGACAUGGAGGGGCGCAUGCGGAGGGGAAAUAUCAGAGUGUCGGGGGUGAGUGAGGCGCAGGGCUCCAGUACACCAGAGGCGGUCUCCUCUCUCUUGAAAGAAGUAUUUCGACUUGACAGAGAGGUGCGUGUGGAGCGCUCUCAUCGCAUCGGACCUGUGCGUAAUGCUGGGGACAGACCACGCGUCAUCAUUGCCAGGCUCAACAGCGAGGGGGACGCCGAGGACAUCCUGAGGAGAGCGCGCAGCGGAGGUGGUCAGCUCCGGUACAGAGGCAGCCCCAUCGCCGUCUUCCCCGACUACACAACCAACGUUGUCCAGGCGCGGGCAGCCUUCACUGAAGUCAGAAGGAUGCUCCGUGAUAAGCCGGGAGUCCGGUACGGAAUCCUCUUUCCUGCUAGGCUCCGGGUCACACACAACAACGUGGAGAAGGAAUUCGUAGAUGCAACUAAAGCCAUGGACUAUGUCAAGAAAAUCAUUCUUUUUCCCCGAGAGGACGGCGAACAGAGACUGAACUGA
Molecule: messenger RNA, 972 nt
Organism: Knipowitschia caucasica
Lineage: Eukaryota; Metazoa; Chordata; Actinopteri; Gobiiformes; Gobiidae
Source: the annotation of a GenBank genome assembly